AUGGAUCCUCCUUCAGGCUCAAGAGUCCUGGCCAGCCCAACCCAGGAGCCCAGCAGCAACAGCAGCUCAGCGGCCCCAGCCAACAGAUGGGACAGCUCGCAGAACAGCCCCUCCAGCCUGGGCCAGCUGUCGUCCAGCAGCCCAACGGUAAGCCUUGGGGAGUGUGCAUAUGCACUGAGCCCUCUUGACCCCUUCCCCACAGUUGAUGUUCCAGACCAUGCCCACUACACUUUGGGCUCUGUGAUCCUUUUGGUGGGGCUCACUGGGAUGCUGGGCAAUCUCACAGUCAUCUACACCUUCUGCAGGAGCAGAGGCCUGCGGACACCUGCCAACAUGUUCAUUAUCAACCUCGCAGUCAGUGAUUUCCUCAUGUCCUUCACCCAGGCCCCUGUCUUCUUCGCCAGCAGCCUCUAUAAGCGGUGGAUCUUCGGGGAGACAGGCUGUGAGUUCUACGCCUUCUGUGGGGCCCUGUUCGGCAUAAGCUCCAUGAUCACACUGACGGCCAUAGCCCUGGACCGCUACCUGGUGAUCACGCGCCCACUGGCUGCUGUUGGCAUGGUGUCCAAGAGGCGGACAGGUCUGGUCCUACUGGGGGUCUGGCUCUACUCCCUGGCCUGGAGUCUGCCGCCCCUCUUUGGCUGGAGUGCCUACGUGCCUGAGGGGCUGCUGACGUCCUGCUCCUGGGACUACGUCACCUUCACACCAUCUGUGCGCUCCUACACCAUGCUUCUCUUCUGCUUCGUGUUCUUCCUGCCCCUGCUUGUCAUCAUCUACUGCUAUAUCUUUAUCUUCAGGGCCAUCCGGGAGACUGGCCGGGCCUGCGAGGGCAGUCGCGAGUCUCCACAGCGGCGACAGUGGCGACGGCUGCAGAGCGAGUGGAAGAUGGCCAAGAUUGCGCUGCUGGUUAUCCUUCUCUUCCUGCUCUCCUGGGCCCCCUAUUCUACGGUGGCAUUGGUGGCCUUUGCUGGGCAUGCGCACAGCCUGACCCCCUACAUGACCUCCGUGCCGGCUGUCAUCGCCAAGGCCUCUGCUAUCCACAACCCCAUCAUCUACGCCAUCACACAUCCCAAGUACAGGGUGGCCAUCGCCCAGCACCUGCCCUGCCUGGGGGUGCUGCUGGGCGUGUCGGGCCAGCACAGCCGCCCUUCCCUCAGCUACCGCUCCACGCACCGUUCCACGGUGAGCAGCCAGACCUCCGACCUCAGCUGGAUCUCAGGCCGCAGGCGCCAGGAAUCCCUGGGCUCUGUGAGCGAGGUGGGCUGGGCAGACACGGAGGUUGCGGCUGCGUAUGGGGCUUCCCCAUUGGUGAGUGGGCGGUACCUCUAUGGUCAGGUUCUGGAGAAUGAGGAAGCCAAGGCUGCUCCCAGAUGCCAUGGACCGGGAGCUGAGACUCCCCGGAAGACCAGGGGGCUGCUCCCCAGCCUGGAUCCCAGGACCUAGGACAUCCAUCGGCUCUUCUCUUCUGGAGCACGCCCGGCCCUCUUCUCCUGACUCCCUCCCAUGUCCUAGGUGUCCGACACCACCCCCCCAGCCACACACACACAUUCAAAUCCAGGAUUACUGCUGAUGUAUGGCCCUGAGUAACUCCAUGCUGCACUCCCCAUGCCUAGCAGCCUCACCAGCGCCUACUCUUGCCUCCAGCUCAGCAACUGUCCAACUCCCCUCAGACACUGUGUGCUGUGUUUGUCCCCACAAGGGGGGACAAUGGUGAUGGCUCCAGGGGACACGCCAGCUGUUUAUGCACCAGGCAGCUCCAGCCAUCUGUGUAUCCAGGCUGGGCACUUCAGUAGCCCUGGAAGACCGACUCUGUAGCUCUGGCUCCUGUGGUUGGGAGAGGCAACAGCACAGUGCUCGCUUUCUUCAUAUGCCUGGAUUCUCCCUGCUGCCUUCCUGUCCCAUGCACAGUUCCCAUGCAUGCAGGAUAUGUGGGUACACCACCUCCCAAAAGUCCUCAAGCUCAUGCUCACAUACUGCCCUUGUGCUGUCUCACAUCAGUGCUCCAAGUUCAACCUAGAGCUAUGUGGAUGUCCAGGAUACGGGAGAAUAAAAAGCAUAGAAAGCCUCCUGUGUGA
This is a messenger RNA of Ochotona princeps (American pika), 2072 nucleotides long. RefSeq names its product opsin 4 (gene OPN4). The transcript is spliced from 10 exons. Gene Ontology annotation, biological process: visual perception; G protein-coupled receptor signaling pathway. Gene Ontology annotation, molecular function: G protein-coupled receptor activity. The record is from RefSeq and is a predicted model, not a curated record. Gene Ontology annotation, cellular component: membrane. The coding region runs from base 1 to 1440 and encodes 479 amino acids. Lineage: Eukaryota; Metazoa; Chordata; Mammalia; Lagomorpha; Ochotonidae.